AUGGCUGCCAUCGCCCACCCGGUCUCCAACAUUGCCGUGGCAUUCGGGCGCAUGCAAGAUGGCGGCCAUGCCCCUUCGACCCACUCCUUGCCCACGCCCCCGAGCUCCAUCUCGCCCACGCUUCCCGCUCACAAGCGAGGCCCGAUACCUGCCAUGGGUCGUCUGUCUACACCGGAAGAGGAGUCGAUGGAGAUAGAUCUCCAGGAUGCCGUGGAGCAUGCUGCGGCGCAGGAUCAGCCCUCUGCGCUGUCCAAGGAGGCUCUGGCAGGCCUCGAUGCCACGCGCCAAAUCACGGCACUGAUGCUGGCCCGAAACUAUCUCCCGGAUAUCAUUGUCGGACACGGUGCGAUGCCCAUCCGCGAGAUGAUGGCCCACCUAACCCAGUCGGUACCGGGCUUUUCAGGACUGCCACCCGCCAAGGCGCGGAGGCUGGUUGUCGCUGCGCUGGAACAUCGCGCCGGCGGCGGCUUGCACGGCGAGGUGAAAUUUGAAAAGGUGGGCUGGGGACGCUGGAGCGUCGCAGGGUCUGGUACACAGGCCCGAGGCAUGCCCAUCGGCUCGGCUCGCUCAGGGAACAGACAGACUCCCCCGGCGAGUGUCGAUAGCAUCCGCGGCAGUGCGCAAACACGCAAGGUGCGCAACACGUGCGAUGUCUACUCGGGCAGCUGGAAUGCUGGCUCGUGGUCGCCGCACCGCCAGGACGAGGACGAAGAAAUGGCGGAUAACAUGUCCUUGGACGGCUCCGAGGGCAGCACGGAAUCCGAGUUGGAGUCGGAUAUGGAUCUGGAAGCAGAUUUGAACGAUGAUACGGACGAAGAAGACUGGGCUGCGCUGGGACCAGACGCACUUCGCCAACCCCACUACGGACCGCGCCGUGAAAAUCGCGACUACAAUUAUCUAAGCCGAACGCAGACGAGCAACCCGCGCUAUCGGAGCGUCUCCACCCAGGCCCACUCGCUACCUCAUGGACCUCACCCUUCCAGUGCAAUGCGUCCAACCUACAACAGGCACCUUACUGUUCCUGCUGCAUCCCGCGGAAAUCACGCCGUGAACGCGGGUACCUCCUCCAUCACUGCUUUUGCUGCAUCGUCUGGCGUCACCGGCUCCGGAGCUGAGCGUGACGCCAUUGAAGCUCUUAUUGCCAUGGGCUCCAUGUAG
Messenger RNA from Plenodomus lingam JN3, 1158 nucleotides. RefSeq lists its product as uncharacterized. The record is from RefSeq and is a predicted model, not a curated record. Gene Ontology annotation, cellular component: nucleus. Lineage: Eukaryota; Fungi; Ascomycota; Dothideomycetes; Pleosporales; Leptosphaeriaceae. Gene Ontology annotation, molecular function: sequence-specific DNA binding. Gene Ontology annotation, biological process: positive regulation of transcription from RNA polymerase II promoter by glucose.